This is a messenger RNA of Silurus meridionalis, 1909 nucleotides long. It is a transcript of the gene faima, whose product is annotated as Fas apoptotic inhibitory molecule a. The transcript is spliced from 5 exons. The record is from RefSeq and is a predicted model, not a curated record. The coding region runs from base 204 to 746 and encodes 180 amino acids. NCBI's taxonomy places the organism in Eukaryota, Metazoa, Chordata, Actinopteri, Siluriformes, Siluridae. Gene Ontology annotation, biological process: canonical NF-kappaB signal transduction; positive regulation of neurogenesis; negative regulation of extrinsic apoptotic signaling pathway via death domain receptors.
UUUUUUUCACGGCAGUAAUGGCGGACUGUUACUAUGGUUACAUGCGUGCGUUGUCAGGCAGGGAACCGAUAUGCUUUCAGAGCUAGCUUUUCUAGGUUAUUGAGCUAAUAAUAGAAGCAGACUGACGGUAAAGACUCACCCAGCACCGGCGCUCAAUCCAGGUAACUUGAAGCUCCAGGGGUUGAUCCCAGGGCAGACGGAUCAUGUCCGGAGAUCUGGUCGGGGUUUGGGAUGUGGCCCUGAGCGAUGGGGUUCACAGGAUCGAGUUCGAACACGGGACCACCACGGGGAAACGCGUCAUCCAUGUUGAUGGAAAGGAAGUCCUGAGGAGAGACUGGAUGUUCAAGCUGGUGGGCAAGGAGACGUUUUACGUCGGAAGCGCCGACACCAAAGCCACAAUCAACAUCGAUGCAGUGAGUGGGUUCGCCUACGAGUACACGCUAGAGAUCAACGGCAAGAGCCUGAAGAAGUACAUGGAGAACCGUUCAAAGGUGACGAGCACGUGGCUGCUCAACCUGGAUGGCGUAGACUGCAGAGUCGUCCUGGAAAAAGACACAAUGGACAUUUGGUGCAACGGGCAGAAAAUGGAGACAGCCGGGGAGUUUGUGGACGAUGGCACCGAGACGCACUUCACUCUGGGCGACCACGACUGCUGCAUCAAGGCGGUGAGCAGCGGCAGGAGGCGAGACGGCAUCAUCCACACGCUCCUGGUGGACGGCAACGAAAUGGCAGAGUCCAACGAAUGAUCUGUCCGUCUGUCGUUCCGGUGACAUCGUUGUUAUUUCGACCUUCGUGUUCUUCACUACGCUGGCGGUCCUACUGACUCAGGCCGGGCCUUUAGAAAGCAAUACAGGCUUAGUUCAAACUAGCAGCACAUUCCCAGCGGCACUACGAAUAAACAAAAGCUAUCAGUAGGAGCACAAAAGCAGUUUCCUGUUUGCCGAGCUUACACCUGGAGGGAGGUUCUCAUUUACACGUUUUUGGUCAAAAGUUUGUCGACACACAAAAGCACACACUCGUUCAGAGUGGAAGAACUCGAGUGUCCUUCAGCGUUCCAUGAUUGAUGAACUCCUCACAAUAAUACCAGUAUCUGAUCUCAGUAAUGCUCUUGUAAAUGAACAAACACAAAUCCCCACAACAAUCCGAGAUGUGACGGUCAAGUGUCCACAAACUUUUGCCAUUAUAGUGUAGGUGUGUGUCAUUAUGGUAUGAAACCAUGGCUAUUUGCCAAUCGUGGAGCCAAAUUAUGACCUAUUAGAUCAUGUAUGAUGCCAGGCUAACAUUUCAUUCGUAUUUUUAUAAUGUACGGUAGAUCGUGAUUUAUUAAUUUAUUAAUUUUUUCUACGAGUCACGAUUCUUCAGCGGUGAAACACGGAGAAAAACUGAGGAGAAGAAAGCUGCAUGGUCCGACUUUUUUUUCCGUUUUAACAGUAAUGGAGCUGCUACAGUCACGGCUGAAUUGACCUUCAUGUGUCGUGGCUUUAUUUUCUUAGAUGUUUCGGAACCAAAUAUGAAAUAGUUUACACGUUAGAACAUUCCUUGAAGAUUCGAUCAUCUCGAAUGGCAGCGACGUUCCUGUGGAAGUGCCCUUGGUGUAGCCACAGAGUAUUUACACACUCGUAUUUUAUUUCCAAAUUCAGUGUUUUGCAGAUUCUCCUGUUCUUCAUAAAAUGUUUCUAUUCAAAUAGCAGAUUGUAAGUGCCUACCUAUCUCCAGUACUAUAAAGGGAUCGUAAAAAUAUAUAAAUAUAUAUAUAUUAAAUAAAGGAAAAAAAGUUUCUGAUUUCUUACAGAACUACACUUCAGUCCCUUCAUCAUUGUAUUCCUAUAUUAAAAGGUAUGUACAGCAAUGUUGUGGCUCAACAAUGCUGCUUCGGUGUUUGUGUUACAAAUUAAACCCGUCUCCAGAA